Knipowitschia caucasica is the source of this 1725-nucleotide messenger RNA. Lineage: Eukaryota; Metazoa; Chordata; Actinopteri; Gobiiformes; Gobiidae. The record is from the annotation of a GenBank genome assembly.
AUGGCGUCAGCCACUUACAGCGACAUCCAGGACACUUUCACAGAGAAGGACCGUCUGCUGUCGUCUGUGUCUGGCUAUGGCUCUCAGGACCUGGUCAGUGGGGGUCCUGGUCCUGGUCCUGGUGGAGGACUACAGGGCUGUGGCUUCCAGCAUCAGGAAGAGGAGGAAGCUCUCAGGCGGAAACUCAAAUACUUCUUCAUGAGCCCGUGUGACAAAUAUCAUGCGAAGGGACGCAAACCUUUUAAACUGGGUCUACAACUGCUGAAAAUCAUCAUUGUCACAGUGCAGCUGGUGCUUUUUGGCCUGAGUAAUCAGAUGGUGGUCACAUUUAAGGACGAGAACACUGCAGCGUUUAAGCAUCUUUUUCUGAUGGGUUACCAGGACGACAGCCCCCAGGAAGUGUACUCACAAGACGAUCUCUACAGCCACAUUCACUUUGCCAUAGAUCAGUACCUGGCUCUGCCUCAGAUCUCCUUGGGCCGCUAUGCGUACGUACCGGGUGUUGGUUACAAUGACAGCGCCUUAUCACUGUGUCAGAGGUUGUACAAGAGAGGCUUCAUAGACCCCGUCAACGACACUUUCGAUAUUGACCCCUAUGUUGUCACCAAUUGCACAGGGGUGAAUCCUCACAUGUGUAAUCCUGCUCCUGGAAACAGUGAUUACAAGAAUUUUACUUUGAAAUUUUACAAGUUGAUCAACGUCACCAUUGACUUUCAACUAAAGGCUAUAAACAUUCAGACUAUUUUGAACAAUGAAAUACCUGACUGCUACACGUUUGCCAUAACGAUCGUCAUGGACAACCACGCUCAUAGUGGCAAAGUGAAAAUAAGUUUGCACAACCACGCCUCUAUUAAAGAGUGUAAAGACCCUAAUGUCUCUGGUCAUGCUGAGAAUUAUGCUCGGGAGAUGUUUGACGUCCUCGUGGCGAUAGUGUGUCUGCUGUCGUUGGUCCUGUGCGGGCGCUCCAUUUUGAGAGGAAUACUUCUACAACAUGAAUAUGUGCACUUUUUCAAGCACAGAUUCGGCCGUCAUGUGACCUGGUCUGAUAGAACGGAGUUUAUAAAUGGCUGGUAUAUUCUCCUUGUUAUCAGCGACCUAUUCACAAUAAUCGGGAGCUUCAUUAAAAUUGGAAUCGAGUCCAAGAAUAUUUCGUCAUAUGAUGUUUGUGGAAUCCUUUUGGGGACGUCCACUCUGCUGGUCUGGGUUGGAGUCAUACGUUACCUGAGCUUCUUUCAGAAAUAUAAUAUUCUGAUUAUCACCCUUAGAGCAGCCUUUCCCAAUGUAAUCCGAUUUUGCUGCUGUGUUGCCGCUAUUUAUUUGGGGUACUGUUUCUGUGGCUGGAUCGUGUUAGGACCGUAUCACACUAAGUUCCGCUCGCUGUCCACGGUGUCCGAGUGCCUCUUUUCUCUGAUAAACGGCGACGACAUGUUUGUGACGUUUGCGGAGAUGGAGCACAGCAGUCUUCUGGUGUGGAUCUUCAGCCAGAUCUACCUCUACACCUUCAUCUCUCUCUUCAUCUACAUGGUGCUGUCUCUCUUCAUCGCACUCAUCACCGGAGCCUAUGACACCAUCAUGGCUCAAACGCAGGAGCAGGUGCGCAUCACAGACCUCCACGCUUUCAUCGCAGAGUGCACGGACACGCCCAGCUCCGGAAAGUUCAGAGGACCAGAGGGAACGCCAUGCUCUUUCCUUUGCUGCUGUGAAUGGCUGAGGACAUACAACUGA